ACUCAAUCAUUAAUGAUAUUACACUACCUUACAUGUCCAUACUGUCCACUGUUCAAUCACUACUGAAUAGUGGUGCAACAGAAUAAUUGUGCUAAAACUGUGAUUAUCGCCGUUAUUACCCCCGCACUGCGGUGCCGGUCGAGACUUGACCGAAACCACCCCUCGCUCCGGCGAUGAUCGUGAAGAAACCGGUGCCCAGUGCGACCGGAUCCCUGGAAUUCCUUCUCGGUCCAUCGAUUGGUGCAUGACCCGCCCCGCAGAACGAGGUCCUGGUAGCAUGGACACACCUUAGUGGGGACAUCUUGGAUCUAUCUUAUCUCGAUCACCAGGCGUCCUCUCGAACACAACACGAACAGCAUCGAAAAUGACACAGCCAACGACCCCACCGACGCGCGCCCGGUCCCCGUUAGAACGUCUGCCCGUGGAGAUCAUCCAGACCAUCUUCCUCCACAGCCUCGAGUUCAACCUACCACGGGCCUCGUUCGAGCUCUCCCAGAAGCUCUCCGACCCAGUCCUCUACAGCUGGCUCAUCCGCCUCGCCUUCAGCAGCGCCAACGAAAGCGCCAGCCAGGGCUUCUUCAGUCCCGACUUCCUCCCCCCACCCCUGCACUUCUACGCGCUCUCCAAGCCCGCAAGACGGGACCUGCAAAACGCCAUCCUCAACUGCCGCUGGUGCACGCUACCCCUCAUGCGCAAGUGCCAACAGGACUACGUCGCCCACGCCAUCCGCCACCAAUGCCCGCACCUCGACUUCUCCCCCGACGACCAGCACACGCUGCGCAACCUAGGCAGCUACUUCCACCACCCAGCCGACCACCACAGCGACUGCGGCGUCAAAGGCCGCCGCGGCAAAGGCGACCUCGUCCUCCGCGCCCGCGCCCACCACACAGACGAGGAAUGCAAAGUCGCCGUCUGGUUCCACUUUGGCGCCUUGCAGAUGCGCCGCCCCGGCCGCAUCUACACCGAACACGACCUCUUCCGACUCCCCAGCUGCGCAGUCGACACCCCGGCCCGCAUGCCCGACAAGCUCCUCCGGCCCCCGUGGACGCCCGCACGACUCGAGUUCCUGCAACUACUGUCCAUGGAUGCCUACAUCGACGAGGACACAUCGCACGCGCGGUCGCGGCGCUGUCUACGGCAGACGAUCCGGGACCGCGAGCUCGAGGCCUUCCGCCGCUUACUGGGGCUGUACAUCCGGUCGCGCGAGUACAAGUACCCGGUGCUGUGGCCCGUGUCGACGAACCAUUUCCACGUGGCGCUCAAGUAUGCGGAUCCUGGCGGGGGCCGGAUCCGUUUGUGCGGUUGCUGGUUGAGCAGCGGUGGGGGACGGUGCCUGCUGGGGAUGUGGUGUUGAAGGAGAGGUUGUUAGCGCGGGUGGG
Messenger RNA from Aspergillus campestris IBT 28561, 1379 nucleotides. RefSeq lists its product as uncharacterized. The coding region runs from base 365 to 1354 and encodes 329 amino acids. Lineage: Eukaryota; Fungi; Ascomycota; Eurotiomycetes; Eurotiales; Aspergillaceae. The transcript has a single exon. The record is from RefSeq and is a predicted model, not a curated record.